GUAUAAGAGGCGUGGUGCUGUAUCACUUGCUCUUCUCUUGCUGGACACGGACACUGCAGCAUCACACUCUGAGGCAGCCGGGUACCCAGGGGCUCUGCACACCUGACAGGAUGUCUAACUACUUGUAUGACACGUAUGAGGAGAAGAUCCGACCAUGUAUUGAUCUCAUUGACUCGCUGAGGUCCCUGGGGGUGGAGAAGGACCUGGCGCUACCAGCAAUUGCGGUCAUCGGUGACCAGAGUUCAGGGAAAAGUUCUGUUCUGGAGGCUCUGUCUGGAGUCACCCUCCCCCGAGGCAGCGGCAUUGUCACCCGAUGUCCCCUAGAGCUUAAACUUGUGAAAGGUAAAGAGGAUUCAGAAUGGAAGGGAAAAAUCAGCUAUAUGACAAUCAGCCAAGAACUGGAAAAUCCCAAGGAGGUGGAGAAGGAAAUCAUGAAAGCUCAGGAUGCGAUGGCUGGACCAGGUGUCGGCAUCAGCUCUGAUCUUAUAAGCCUUGAGGUGAUCUCUCCCGAGGUUCCCGACCUGACGCUCAUUGAUCUCCCUGGAAUUGCAAGAGUGGCAGUUGGGAACCAGCCGAAAGACAUUGGAGACAAGAUCAAAAGGCUCAUCAGAAAGUACAUUGAGAAACAGGAAACCAUCUGCUUGGUGGUGGUACCGUGUAAUGUUGACAUUGCAACAACUGAAGCCCUGGACAUGGCACGUGAGGUGGAUCCAAAUGGGGAGAGAACUGUGGGAAUUCUAACGAAACCUGAUUUAAUUGAUAAAGGCACAGAGGAAACUAUAGUUAAUAUAGUAAAUAAUAACAUUAUCCACCUAAAGAAAGGUUACAUGAUAGUGAAAUGUAGAGGACAGCAGGAGAUCCAGGAAAAGCUUUCACUGAAAGAAGCCAUCGAGAAGGAGAAGAUUUUUUUUGAAGAUCAUGAAUAUUUUUCGGAUCUUCUGAGUGAAGAAAAGGCCACUGUCCCAUUCCUAGCACGACGACUGACAACGGAACUCGUGGAACACAUCAAUAAAUCGCUUCCGACUCUGGAGGAGCAGAUAAAAGACAAACUUCAGAGCACAAGGGAUGAGCUGGAGAAGUGCGGAAAAGGUGUUCCCGAGAACGAGGGCGACAAACUCGCCUUCCUGGUGGAGAAAAUUCAGCAGUUUAACCAGGAGAUAGCCCAGGUCACACAAGGCGAGGAAUUCCUACCGUCAAGAAAAAACCCUAAACUUUUUGCAAAGGUUCGAACGUUCUUCAAUACUUGGCAGGAGGAACUGGACCAGUCCAUCAUGCGAUUUAAUACGGCGCUAAGAGACGAAGUUGAUGAAUAUGAGAAGGUGCACCGUGGGAGGGAACUUCCCGGGUUUAUUAAUUAUAAGACGUUUGAAGCAAUCGUUAAAGAUAAAAUUGGUAAAAUGGAAGAUCCCGCCAGGGGAGUGCUGAAAGCUGUGAUGGGCACUGUACAAAAAGCUUUCAGUGACAUUGCAGACGCACACUUUCAGAACUUCGGUAAUCUCUGCAGAUUUACUAAGAAAAAAAUAGAAAAUAUACGUCAAACCCAAGAAGAAUUUGCGGACAAUCUCAUCAGGACUCAGUUCUUGAUGGAACAGAUGGUCUACUCUCAAGACAAAUGUUACAGGAAUGACUUAGAGACCAUCUGCCGUAAUUUGGUGCAAAUCCAAUCUCUAAAUCAACAUAAAAUUCCGACUCCACAGCCUGUAGACCUUUUACAGUGCUCUGUCAAAGAAAUGGCCCAGCAUAUAGAGGCUUAUUUUAAAGGAGCAACCGACCGCCUCUCCAAUCAGAUCCCCCUGAUCAUCCAGUUUUACAUCUUACAAGAAAACGGGAAACGGCUGCAGACGGAGAUGCUGCAGCUUCUGCAGGACAGAGCCCAGCACGAUGAACUCCUGAAGGAGAGCAAAGAUCUCACCAGCACCAGGAAUUUCCAGAAGCAAAGGAUUCUCCGAUUGUCCGAGGCACUUAAUCGCCUGCUCUGUUUCCCAGGCUAACGAAUGCUCAUCCGUCUCCUUGUUUAAAGUGUCCAAUAACAGAUCAUGUUGGCUUCUAGUUUUUGUGUUUUAAAUGAUCAUUAAACAGCAAAUUAUUUUACCUCCCGGGUUUUCCUAGAUAGUAGAUAUAGGUGGUGGCCUCGUGGAGUUUACACAGUUAUCUGCUUGCUGGCUCUUCAUCCAUCUAUAAGGGCAGAGUCCACAAGACGCAUAGGUUCAUGUUAUAUAUACGCAGGUGGUUGCGGCACUUGUCCAAUUUGGUGCAGAUGUCACUGAAACCUAAUAGGAUUUUGAGUUCUCUUGUUCUCUCUGAUGUUCUCGACUGUCUGUCAGACUCAUAGCUCCUCUGUGUUUGUUAAACAUGUUUUUGUUCUGUGGUUAAAAUUGUCCUACAUAGCAAAUAUAAAAGCCUCAACGUUAGCGUCAUAUUUUGACCAGGUUCUUUAUUAUCUGUGGCACUGAGAUACAUAAAAAUGAUGAUACACUGUACAUUGUAGAACAACAGGCUACAGAGUCAAUGUGGUUUUCCCUAAUAAACAAGGUUCAGACAA
This is a messenger RNA of Pseudophryne corroboree (corroboree frog), 2542 nucleotides long. RefSeq names its product interferon-induced GTP-binding protein Mx3-like. The transcript is spliced from 13 exons. Gene Ontology annotation, biological process: defense response to virus. The record is from RefSeq and is a predicted model, not a curated record. Gene Ontology annotation, cellular component: membrane; nucleus; microtubule. NCBI's taxonomy places the organism in Eukaryota, Metazoa, Chordata, Amphibia, Anura, Myobatrachidae. The coding region runs from base 111 to 1991 and encodes 626 amino acids. Gene Ontology annotation, molecular function: GTPase activity; GTP binding; microtubule binding.